AUGUCGAGACACCCAACGGAAUGGAUGCAACAAGAGAAAGAUCCCUUGGACGAAUUUAUUCUCUACUUGCACCAAAUCAUGCCAAAUAUAAGUGACGAAGAAAGUUAUAUUCAACUUUAUAAGACCUACGAGUCACUAAUUAAUACGCACAAUGAUACAACAAAUCAAGACAACCCAGUCGAAUAUCCAGAUUUUAGUCAGAACCAAAUCAUCCGUGGAAUAUUUAUUUUCUUGUUUAUCGCCGAGUGUGCGAUUGGAAUGGUUGGGAAUUUCCUGGUCUGUCUCACCGUGUACUGGAACAAAUCAAUGCAGUCUCCGGUAAACUGCUACAUUGUUAACUUGUCAAUUUGCGACUUCCUCGUCGGAGCUGUCGUCCUUCCAAUAAAAUUAUUUGAAUUAGCUGCUGAUGCCGAGAUAAACAUGAUGACCGACUUUGCCUGCACAACCGUGCGCUUCGUGGAGGCUGUCGUCGUGUUUACGAGCGUUUUCACUCUGGUAGCAAUUUGUUUUGAGAGAACUGCUAAUUUUAUGCAAUCAUGA
Folsomia candida is the source of this 540-nucleotide messenger RNA. Its product is annotated as orexin receptor type 1-like. Gene Ontology annotation, cellular component: membrane. Bases 1 to 540 code for a protein of 179 amino acids. Gene Ontology annotation, molecular function: neuropeptide receptor activity. The transcript has 4 exons. The record is from RefSeq and is a predicted model, not a curated record. Gene Ontology annotation, biological process: neuropeptide signaling pathway. NCBI's taxonomy places the organism in Eukaryota, Metazoa, Arthropoda, Collembola, Entomobryomorpha, Isotomidae.